This is a messenger RNA of Phaeodactylum tricornutum CCAP 1055/1, 4362 nucleotides long. RefSeq lists its product with no specific name. Gene Ontology annotation, molecular function: RNA ligase (ATP) activity. The transcript has 3 exons. The record is from RefSeq and is a predicted model, not a curated record. Gene Ontology annotation, biological process: tRNA splicing, via endonucleolytic cleavage and ligation. The coding region runs from base 28 to 4299 and encodes 1423 amino acids. NCBI's taxonomy places the organism in Eukaryota, Bacillariophyta, Bacillariophyceae, Surirellales, Neidiaceae.
GAAGACAAAGACCAUCAGUCCGAACCCAUGAUGAAGAAAACAAAGCUUCGCACGGCCAAAGACGUGAUGGAUCGUUUACGGUGGGAAAACCCAUCGGCAAGCCGUAGCAUCAUGAUCGGCUACGAUGACCGCAUAAAUGGUCCGAUGGAAAUUUCCUUCCAGAAGUUUCAAUCUAUAAAAAAUGGCGGGGAUAUCCCGGAACAUCGGAUUUUGUACUUUCGAAACGUUGAGGCUUCGUCGUCCGACAGCAGAGGCUACGGUGAAAUUGUCUGGGAUCGAGCAGGACGUGUCGACAAAAUCUUUACGCCGGAAGGAGAUUUGCGAGGAGACGUCUCGGCGGAAACGGAAACGGCGGCGCUUCAAGCCGUCGCGACUAUGACACGUUUGGCUGCGAAGGAAAAAGAAACACUAUUUUUGAUGGAGCGAGCUCUGCUGGCCAAAGCCAAUCGGUGUGAAAUGGCCAAGGCGGCGUUAGAGAAUAUAAAGCGGGAAGAACAUACGGGUUCUGGUAGGAAGCAAGCUAGUAAGACGACACCGGUUCAUACCGGUAGUCCGUCACAGUCAGAAUCGGGGAAUGACCGCAAACGGCACUUCGAAGAUGCAUCGCAUAAACCUGAACCAUGUGUAUCAACCAGUACAAUGGACACGAUACCGCCCGAGACUAUCCAGAGACUUCGAUUGGAGGCAAUCUUCCAUCCAAAAUUCGAAAACGAGAAUCGCAAUGACCAGUCUGUUCGGGAACAAAUGAAGCAACGAGUAGCAUCGCAUUCGGGGUACCUGGAAGUUACGUUGAAACACUCAGGAUCGCUACUGUUAUGGAGUGGACAACAGCGCUACUACAGCAAGAAUUCGACCGAUAAUCGUUUUACCGCAGUUGGAGAAAUUCUACUGAGGCAGCAUUUUGUGCGAAGCUUUUGGAACGAUGCCAUUGAUGCCACGGCAGACAAAGGAAUGAAAAAUUUGAUGCAGGAACGAAUGUAUAAAGCAUGCAGUGACUUUGUGGAAUCCAAUCGCUUGACGCUUGCUUUUGAAGUGGUAACAUCCGUUUUAGGUGACCACGGUGCGCGACCUAAACGCGAUUUUUUGAUAUUGACUGCUGUUGCCGACCGAUCGAAUGAACGUUUUUACUCGACCUCGGAACUUGUAGAGUUUGCCCAUCAGUUUCGUCUACCACACAAUGAUUCCUGGGUUUUUGCAUCGCCUCAGAGUGUAGACGAUCUCUUUGCGUCUUACGACUCUUCGCGAGAACGUGGACUUGCCAGUGGUGUAGUCGCUAGUUUGUCGCAAGCUGCUGAAGCUCAGGUGGCCAGCCUAUACCCUCACAUCGAUUUUCAGGGUGAAAUCAUCGAAGGACUUGUGAUUCGAUUUGUUUCUUACCGUGAUCGCCUGACUAUGCUACGAACGAUUCAACGACUGUCGCGUACGUCAAAAGACCUGACGGAAAAGGUGCCACCGUCUCUUCCCAACUGCGUAGAGUUGAUAUUGUCGAAAUCUGAUCCGUUCUCGUUGGUUCUAAGGACUGACGUUCGAUCAUUAUUCCAUGAAUCUGCUAAAAAUCAAACCCACUCCACUGCUGCAUUUGAACGUCUACUCCAAUCUACAUUAUCUCUUGGUGAGGUUCGAAGAAAGAUGAAUCGAGUGUCCCGAUCGGAAAGCAUCGACAUACCGGCCUUAGCAAAAGAAUUGGAGAAUUCAGAAAAUAGAGAGACUCAGCGUAUUGCCAAACUGAUAUCUACAUUGACUGGAAUCAACGCACGGGUCGACUAUUCUGUGAUGGAAGAAUCAAUUGAAAAUGGCGAUUCUUCAGAAUCAAGAUGGUUAUUCAUGCUUCAUGUUAUACAUGAUGCCACAUUUCCAAAGUUUCAACGCAAUAUGAGUGAAGGCGACAUGCCUUUAUUCCGCGGUUUCGCUGUUGAGCUAUGUAACGACCAGACCUCAAGUUUGAAGCAAACUUUGUUAGGGGUUUCAGAAAGGUCUGAAAGCAGUCAGAAUAGUGAUGGGGAACUUCUGAUGCUCAAGAUGAAGUUUCUUCCCUACAUGGUUCGGACAUUCGGGUGUCGGAAUGGAUUGCGAAGCCUGCGACAAGGUGGAUCAGAAUCCUUUGUCCAGUAUACCAAUUCGAUGCUGACGAAAUGGCAGGUGUCGAAAGAUGCCAAAGACACAUGGGGACCUUUUUUCAAAGCAUGGGCAAUGUACGCGAAGGAUUGGCUCGCAGCUCGUCCUAUCGGAGAAGCCAACAAGUGUUUUCCGCUCCUGAACGACUUCAACUAUCUAGAUCAUUUGGAGCGAUUUCUUGAAAUGUACGAAUCCGGAUUAUUUGCCGCUGCAACAGAAACGGCGACCAAGUCUUCUCUGAGCGGGUUGACUGUUGUUGUGGCGCCAGAUCGCUCAAUAUCUCGAGUAGUUGCCGACUUCAUUGCGCAUGAACUUGGAGGUGCAGCUCGCAUCGACGAUCUCAACCGGAUCACCGUUGACAAGUUGGCUGAUAUGUGUGCACCGGGACUUGGAGCAGUGUGUAGUGCUGUGGUUGCCGAUGGCAUUGGCCAGCUUCGAAGAUUGACGAAAGACCACGCCGACAGUAUCUCUUUAGUGUUUUUCCAAUGCUCUGAGGAAGGCAUCCGAAGCCUUUUCCUUCCAGAAAAAGAGAUAAAGAAGACGAUGGGUAUGCUCAAUGGAUGGCGAAAAACAAUAUGCUCUUAUAAAGUCGAGCUGUCUCGUUCCUCUUUGAUUGAUGUAGAGCCAAUGGAAACUGACGAAGGCUGUCGCUUGAUGCCGUCGGAGAAUUUUAUAGAGGUUUUGUCUCGGCUUCGCACCGCUGCUGUCGAUGCCGCGGAUGAAUCCGCAGGGGCCUUGCUCUUCUUUCCAGGCAUACCGGGAUGCGGUAAAUCGAGUUUGACUUGCACAGAAGUCCAAGGCGAACUUCAAUCUUCUCUGAAGCAGCGAAACCAUCCUUGCGAAUUGAUAGUGAAGGUCGGUGACCAGACUAGAGGCAAAUUUUGGCAAGUUGUAAAGCAUGAACGAGCAAAGCGUAAGGCAUCCCUCUACAUUGUCGACAAAAACGUACCCGCUUCGACCUGGGAAACAGUGGCAGACGUCUGUGGAAGCACAAAUGCUGUUGGCAUCCCAGUCUUACCCGAUGCUGUGUCCUUGGCAACGACGAGAGUAAAGGGCCUACGUAGACCAGAUGGCGCAAUCGUGGAAGAAAAGGUACACGUUUACCCUUUCUCGCUCCGGUAUCUUGCUCUUUGUAUGGCGCGAGUGUUGUCAAGAACUCCGUCUUCUCACAUAGGCAAACUGGAUCGGGGUACAAAGCGAGCGUGUAUGGUGGUGAUCAAGUUCUUUUGCUUGUAUCGCCGAAUAGCGUCUCAUGAGUUACUUGACUCGAUCAGUGCAAAGUUUAACACUGUUGGAGCGACGGUAUCGCCGAUUACCGUGUCUGUGUUAAAAUCUAGUUCUAAAAGCCUUCCAGGCGAUUUAGAGUCGCUGCUUAUGGAGGCUCUGCGGGCUCAAUUUGGUUACGACCUCGCCAGAGGCAGUAGCGAUACGACAAAGACGAACGAUUCUUACCUGGAUGCACUGGAGGAUCAGCUGCGCCAAUCCAUUGACACACAUUUAGCAGCGAUCUACGACAUGGCUGCAGACGAACAAAUAUCGCGAGGAAUGUUUGUCAAAGGAUUUUUAGAUCGUAUUGCGCAAUUGGAUUCCGUGGAACCAAAGGCCUCGAUCUUGACCAACUGCUUUCCUCCCACACCGUCUUUCUAUAAGAUUGCUUCCUUUGAUGUUGACGUAGAUGAAGUCCACAAAGUCGUCCUGAAAGUGGCAAAGGAUGCGCGGUUGUCGGUUCUAAUGGAAGCAAUCGUGGGCUCCCGUUCGGCCGCGAACGUGUGGACUGGUAGGUCGAGUGUCAAUGCAGAUCUUAUUCGCAACACUCACGUAACGAUGCUGCAUUGCGAAGAAACAACUCAGGAAGAGAUGGAGGCAGCGUUUGGUGCGCUGUGCGGCUGUCGGGGCACCAUUCAAGUGGUUGGCCUGCUAUGGAGUCCGACUGUAGCGGCACUCGCCGUCGCUUUACCGGAGAAGACGGAGUGCGGGUACGAUGUUCCUGCGUGCCGUAAUGAGUUUGCCCAUAUCACAAUUUGGUGCGCUACGGGCCAGGAAACCAAAGCGGCGAACGACUUGCCGCAUCUGGCAGCGAACGGGUCCGCGACACGGGUCGAUUUUGCGAGAUGCUUCCCGUUGGUGGGCACAAUCGCGCUUUGGUCCGACAGGAAAACAUCCAAAGGGAUUGAAGAGAAGUGACCAAUAGGUAGAUACUUGAAACGCUUUGUGAAAACAUGUUAGAUACACCCAUAUUUUAUUGGU